AUGGCUGGCUCGACCGCCCCAAAACGCGCACCGCCGGCGCCGCUCGACUCGCUGCAGCGCCUCGGACCGUCCGCAGCCGCGCCGAAGCAGGAGGCGACGGUCGUUGCAGCGGAGGCGUCGCCGAGCGCGGCGGCGGCGCCGAUGGACGAGGCGGAGGACGAGUGGGACGCCGGCGCCCUGACGCAGCCCUACGACGCGGCGCCGAGCGCUCCCGCGUCGCCGGCGCGCGCGCCCGAGGAGGCCGAAGCGCCGAGCGUCGCGGCGUCGCCGCCGCGCGCGCCGGCCGAGGGCUUGGCGGCGGCCGCCGAGGGCGCGUCUCCGGGCGCUUUCGCGGCGCCGCCGCGCGCGGCGGCCGACGAGGACGCGGCGCCGGCCGAGGACGACGCGGCGCCGGAGGAGGCCGCGGCGCCGGCGCCGCCCGACGCGACCGCGCCGCCCGACGCGACCGCGGCGCCGGAGGAGGCGCCCGCGGCGGAACCGGCCGCGGCGCCCGCGGGCGGCGCGGCCGCGCGGCGCUUCGCCGUGGGCGACGUCGUCCGCGUCGCGGCGCGCUUCGGCGCGAACGAGAACAAGCCCGGCGGCGUCGCGCGCGUCACGCGCGCGGCCACGGAGGCCGGCCGGCACGUCGUCGACGUGUCGUACGUCCUCGGCGGCCGCGAGCGGGGCCUCGACGCGGAGGCGCUCGUCGAGCCCUACGCGCUCGGCGACGACCGCGCGAAGCGCACGGCGAAGAUCCAGCGCUUCGUCGAGGACGUGGGCCUGCCCCACGCGCGCGCCCGCCUCGGCCGGCUCCGCGCCACGGCGCUCGCGGUCGACGUCGCGGCGUCUGGUGUUGUGGAUGCCACUGUGGUCCGCGCGCUCUGGGACCGGCUGCGCGCGGCGGCGCCGACGCUCGCGGGCGACGACGCCUGGGACGCCGGGGACGCGGGCCGCGCCUUCGCGGAUCUGCUCGUCGCCGCGGCGUCCGCCGAGGACGGCGUCCGGCGGAGAAGGCUCGUCGGCGACUUCCGCCAGAAGUGCCGCGGCGCCGUCGACGCCGCCCGGGCCGCCGGCGGGCCGCGGGCCGCGGCCUUCGUGUGCGCCUGCGCCGCGGCGGCGCUCCUGGCGCUUGUGAGGGAAAAUCUCGCGGACGCGGACGGCGGGUUCGUGCGCGCGGCCAAGGCGGCGCACGACGCCGCGGGCGGGGACGCGCCCGGCGCGCACGAGGCGGCGUUGGACUGCUGCGGCGUGCUCGCCGACCUGAGCGCGCGGCCCGACGCGGCGCGGGAGGGCGCCGCGUGGCUCGCGGACUUGGUUCAAGCCGCGGCGAAGCGGGGGCGUCGCCGCGCGGCCGACGCGGCGGCGCGGCGCCUCGCGGCGGCGCUCGCCGGCGGCGCGCUCGCCGGCGACCACCGGCGGCUGGCGGCCUGCGUCGUCGCGGCGGCGUCCGCGGCGGCGAUCGCGCCCGACGGCGCCGCGCGCGCGGCCGCGGCCGCGCUGGCGCCGAUCGUCGACGCGGUCGCCGCGGCGGCCGCGGGCGAGCGCGUCGCGGACCCGGCCGCGGCCGUGGACUGGGACGACGUCGACGUCGACGCGGUCCUGGCGUCGAACGCGGCCCGGGACAGGCGCCGCGGCGCCGCGCGCGCGCUCGUCCGCGCGGGCGCCGUCGCCGCGGCCGGCGACGCCGCGGCGGCCUUUGGGGCCGCGGAGCCGUGCCGCGCGGUCGUCGACGCGCUCCUCCACGCGGGCCUCGCGCUCUGGGCGGCGCGCGACGACGACCUCGGCGCCGCGGACGCCGCGCGGCGCGCGGCGGCCGCGCUCGCGGAUUGCGCGCGCCGGCUCGGCGCGGAGGCCGCCGCGACGCUCGCGGUCGCGCGCGACGAGCACCCCUGGGCCCGGGGGCUCCUCCCGGGGGCGUAA
This is a messenger RNA of Aureococcus anophagefferens, 1899 nucleotides long. RefSeq lists its product as hypothetical. Lineage: Eukaryota; Pelagophyceae; Pelagomonadales; Pelagomonadaceae. The coding region runs from base 1 to 1899 and encodes 632 amino acids. The transcript is spliced from 3 exons. The record is from RefSeq and is a predicted model, not a curated record.